Lactuca virosa is the source of this 345-nucleotide messenger RNA. NCBI's taxonomy places the organism in Eukaryota, Viridiplantae, Streptophyta, Magnoliopsida, Asterales, Asteraceae. The record is from the annotation of a GenBank genome assembly.
AUGACGCCACGAUCUUCCUCAGCAAACCCUAGAUCUGCCUCCCUCCUUACAGAUCUGCAAUACCCACCUAGAUCUGCUUCCCUCCUUACAGAUCUGCAACCAUGUCCUCAUCUUGUGUUCAGAAUCGAAGGAGAGAGACGAAGGAGACAUCCAAAUCUUCACCGAUGUACGUUGCCGUCGUGGAGUUCUGAAUCACCGACGAUGACAACGUUUUCUGAUGAUAGCGAAGAUUUAGGGGAAGUAUGUGAAGCUUGUUCUUCCAUUGAUGGGGAUACCAAACACGCAUCAACCGACAGUUGGGAUCAUGGAUUUGGAGGUGCUCAUGGAGUAUGUGUUCAUGAGUAA